AUUUAAUUUCUCUCAUGCACUUGUUAACCACUUAUUUUAACAUUUUAAUUGAGUAACAUUUGUGGAUAAACUUAAAUAAUUAAGAAGCUAUUUGGGAUCAGUCAAAGUCGACAGAAAAUGAGUUGUCGAAGUGAUUUGAUUCUUGAUUGUUUAGUGUCCAGUUAGGCUUCUGGUCUUGUUCUUGGUGUAGCCUAGCCUUGUGGUUUAUUAACCUCAAUUCAAGGAGUUGUAGAUGUUCUUUUACUUUAAUGGCAAUUAAACUAUUCUAACAUGAAAGGGGAAAAUAAUAAUAGUGUUGUCUGUGAAAGAAGAGAUCAAUCUGAGGGUUCAAACAUAAUUUUAAAAACUAUUGCAAAUCAGUUGGACAACAGUGUAAAGGCACCAGAGAUUCAGGAUUUCAAUAUCUUGAAACCAAUAAGCCGGGGGGCUUAUGGCAAAGUAUUUCUAGGAGUAAAAAAAGCCCAUCCGGAACAAAUGUACGCUAUUAAGGUGAUGAAGAAAAAUGAAAUGAUAAAUAAGAACAUGGCCAGCCAAGUGGUGACAGAGAGAAAUGCCUUGGCUCUUACACGAAGUCCGUUUUGUGUCCAGCUCUUUUACUCGCUGCAGACUCCAAACUGUGUUUACUUGGUGAUGGAGUACAUGGUUGGUGGAGAUCUGAAGAGUCUAUUGAGUCAGUAUGGUUUUUUCGAUGAGGACAUGGCGACUUUCUACGUAGCAGAGGUUGUACUUGCUCUCCUAUACCUUCACAAUCACGGGAUUGUUCAUCGCGAUUUAAAGCCAGACAACAUGCUGCUGGCUCACUCAGGUCACCUGAAACUGACAGAUUUUGGCCUCAGUAAAAUAUCCUUGCACAGAGAUCUGGAGAUAGAAGACCUAGUAAACGGAACUCCAUAUCAAGGCACUUCUCGUACGCCGGGCCAACUACUGUCACUUACCUCACAUCUGUCUUUUGGUUCACACAAUGGGACGCCGUGCCAGCGUAACUCUACCGCUAUCAACGACAGCCGGAUGUCAGGCGUAAGUCCGUUCCAUUCUGCUGAACAUCACUUACAGAACGAUACGUCAUUGUCGUACCACACGUGCGAGGAGUGUUCUGGAGAGAUCAAUGGAAUUUGUCACCACGGGAAGGAGAACCAUCUCUUUACCCCAUCUCCUCUGUCUAGAUCCAGAUCAUUCAAACGACCAGGUUCCAUGAGAGAUCGUAAGAGGAAGCGUAAAGGGCUGCUGUUGAUGGACAACCUGUUCAAUGACUCUUCCCAAGGCCAUUCUAGCUCAGGUCUCACUCAAGGCAUCAAUGCCUUGGAUCUCACAGAAAGCUCUCCCAAACGAUUCAACGGUCGUCUCAGCCCAAACCUGAAAAGUGUUCUCAAACCAAGGUGUUACUCUGAUGAGGACUCUAGACCCAGUGUAAUGUUCUCUACCCCUGUGUCAGCCAGUGCCAGAUGUCAAAGUGACUCUACAGCUCUACCCAAAGUCACCAGGUUCAACCUGCCAGAAAUUGAUGCUUCACAUAUUGAGGAGAUUGGUGUGAGUCCGAUUGCCACGCCACAUCCGCAACGCAACUCUCAGACGCCGUUCCGCACUCCCAAGUCUGUGCGCCGAGGCAAACCUGUGUCCGACCAGAGGAUCUUGGGAACACCGGACUAUCUUGCGCCAGAGAUACUGCUGCGUCAGGGAGAUGGGGCCAGUGUAGAUUGGUGGGCUCUGGGAGUGUGUAUGUACGAGUUUAUGACCGGAGUCUUGCCUUUCAACGAUGAAACCCCACAAGCUGUCUUCAAGAAUAUUUUGAAAAGAGAGCUAGACUGGCCAGACGGAGACGAGGCGUUGUCGCAGUCUGCGUAUGACGCCAUCAACUCUCUAUUGACUCUAGACCCAGCACUGAGGCCGUGUGGAGAGACAGUCAAACAGCUGGCACACUUCUCCUCUGUAGAAUGGGAUGGGCUGUUGGAGGCUAUUCCGCCGUUUGUACCUGAACCGGAGGACAUCGGCGACACCUCAUACUUCCAGGCUCGAAACGUCAUGCAACAUCUCCACAUGUCAAACUUUGAUAUGUAAAAAUAUCGUCUUUGUAUACAGUAUCGAGAGUUUAAAGUGUAUAUAGCUAUAUGGGUUGUAUGCUUUAAUAAUUUAUACAUAUAUUAAAACGUAUUUGGUUUCUAUGCUGUGAA
This is a messenger RNA of Macrosteles quadrilineatus (aster leafhopper), 2168 nucleotides long. Its product is annotated as serine/threonine-protein kinase greatwall-like. Gene Ontology annotation, cellular component: nucleus. The record is from RefSeq and is a predicted model, not a curated record. NCBI's taxonomy places the organism in Eukaryota, Metazoa, Arthropoda, Insecta, Hemiptera, Cicadellidae. Gene Ontology annotation, biological process: peptidyl-serine phosphorylation; intracellular signal transduction. The coding region runs from base 271 to 2055 and encodes 594 amino acids. The transcript has 15 exons. Gene Ontology annotation, molecular function: ATP binding; protein serine/threonine kinase activity.